AUGGAGAAAGCACAAUCAAGUUCAAGUUUGACAAGUUUGAUGAGGACCAAGUCCGAUCAACUAGUGGAGACAAUGGCGGCGGCAAUGGCGGCAAUGAAGUCACCAAUGUCAAGUGAUCAGGCCGGUGGAGGGCCAGAGAGCAGCGGAACCCUUUCGAGGAAGUCCAGCAAACGGCUAGCGGCUGCCUCGCCAGGGCGGAGUAACGGCAGUACUGGCAAAAACACUCACAUUAGGAAGUCAAGAAGUGCUCAAUUGAAAUUUGACAUAGAUGAGGUGAACAGUGGUGCAGCUUUGAGCAGGGCUUCUAGUGCCAGCUUAGGGUUUUCCUUCUCUUUCACGGGCUUCACCGUCCCGGCCGAUGACGUCGCCGACUUAAGAUCGUUUAGCGAUGAUGAAACCCCCGAGGAUCUUGAAGCAGGCAUGCGAAAGAAGAUAAGUCAAACAGAGCCAACCUUGCCAAUCUAUCUCAAGUUUACAGAAGUGACAUACAAAGUGAUUCUCAAAGGAGUGAGAACUACGGCUGAGAAGUGUAUCCUAAAUGGAAUCACCGGUUCAGUGAAUCCAGGAGAAGUUUUGGCACUGAUGGGACCUUCAGGAAGCGGCAAGACUACACUCCUAACUCUGCUUGGAGGCAGGUUAAGAGAGCCCACCCCAGGUGGUUCAAUUACUUACAAUGACCAGCCAUAUUCAAAGUUCCUAAAAAGCAGGAUAGGAUUUGUGACUCAAGACGACGUGCUAUUCCCUCAUCUCACGGUGAAAGAAACAUUAACAUAUGCAGCUCUCCUACGACUGCCAAAGACAUUGACAAAACAGGACAAGGAAAAAAGAGCCACAGACGUCAUCUAUGAGUUGGGCUUGGAGAGGUGCCAAGACACUAUGAUCGGUGGCUCCUUUGUUCGGGGAGUCUCAGGUGGAGAGAGGAAGCGUGUCUGUAUUGGAAAUGAAAUAAUAAUUAACCCUUCCGUAUUGUUUCUCGAUGAACCCACCUCUGGCUUGGAUUCUACAACAGCCUUGAGGAUUGUUGAUAUGUUGCAUGAUAUAGCUGAGGCAGGGAAAACAGUGAUCACCACUAUCCACCAACCAUCUAGCAGACUCUUCCACAAAUUUGACAAGUUGAUCCUUCUUGGCAAAGGGAGCCUGCUUUACUUUGGAAAGGCAUCGGAAGCAAUGGUAUAUUUUUCAUCCAUAGGAUGCUCCCCUCUUAUUGCCAUGAAUCCAGCAGAGUUCCUGCUAGACCUUGCAAAUGGAAACAUAAAUGAUGUCUCUGUACCAUCAGAACUACAUGACAAUGUGCAAGUGGAGAAUUCCGAAUCAGAAAUGAGGAACGGAAAGCCAUCUCCAGCAGUUGUGCAUGAGUAUCUCGUGGAGGCCUAUGAGACUCGAGUGGCUGAGAGUGAGAAGAAAAAACUAAUGAUUCCCAUACCAAUUGACGAAAAUAUGAAGUCAAAAGUGAAUUCUACAAAGCGAGAAUGGGGAGCAAGCUGGGGUGAACAGUUCUCCAUAUUAUUCUGGAGAGGACUCAAAGAAAGGCGACAUGACUAUUUUAGUUGGUUGAGAAUUACCCAAGUCACCACCACCGCAGUUGUCUUGGGAUUACUCUGGUGGCAAUCAGAGGUCAAUAGCCCCGAAGAACUGCAAAAUCAGGCGGGACUGCUGUUCUUUAUUGCCGUAUUCUGGGGAUUUUUUCCAGUUUUCACAGCAAUCUUCACUUUUCCCCAAGAAAGAGCUAUGCUGAACAAGGAACGAGCAGCCGACAUGUAUAGAUUAAGUGCAUAUUUUGUGGCUAGGACUACGAGUGACCUUCCACUUGAUCUUUUGCUGCCAGUACUUUUCCUUCUUGUUGUCUAUUUCAUGGCAGGCUUAAGGCAGAGUGCUGGUUCAUUUUUUCUAACCAUGCUUACAGUUCUCCUCAGCAUUGUAGCGGCACAGGGGCUUGGACUAGCUAUUGGUGCUACAAUGAUGGACUUGAAAAGGGCAACAACUCUGGCCUCAGUAACUGUGAUGACCUUUAUGUUGGCUGGGGGGUAUUUUGUGAAGGAAGUUCCGGUAUUCAUAUCAUGGCUCCGCUAUCUCUCCUUCAACUAUCACACUUAUAAACUUCUCCUGAAGGUACAGUAUGAACACAUAAGUCCCAUAAUCAAUGGAAAGAAAGUAGACAACGGCUAUAAGGAAGUUGGUGCCCUGGCAGCCAUGGUUGUUGGCUACCGUUUGUUGGCAUACCUUUCUUUGCGAAAGAUGAAGCUUCAACCCGGAACUUAGAUUAAUGGGAAUCUUCGAGGGACACAAUUUGGCUGCAUUAGCGUCCUGUUUGUACCACUCCGACAGCUAUCCUGUAACACUUAUCAAGUCACGAGACUGAAGAAGGAAACUAGCAACAAACACUGAUCCACAACAGUUGAAUUUUCCACCUCCAAGUAGUUGUAGUUUCACCAUCUAGAACCAUAUAUGGUUUAUCAUAUGAAUGCCAAGGAUUUGUUAGAGGUUAUUUUUAGAUGAGUAAAGAGCAAUGUAACAAUUUACAUAAAGCACCGGAAGCAGCUACUUUAAAUCAAAUAUCAUGAAGAGCAUUCUGGAUUUUCUAUACACAGUUAUCUUGAAAAUCUUGGUAAAGAUUUUUGGAAAAAGAUGGUUUAAUUGAUGAAAUUGACUACUAUCAGUGCGUUGCAAAAUACAUCUGGAACCAAAUUUAUGUUUUUA
This is a messenger RNA of Ilex paraguariensis (yerba mate), 2697 nucleotides long. The record is from the annotation of a GenBank genome assembly. Lineage: Eukaryota; Viridiplantae; Streptophyta; Magnoliopsida; Aquifoliales; Aquifoliaceae.